AUGGAAAACACUGACUCCACCAUAAUGGUGAAGACUAUUCCAACCUACAGACGCCAGGCUAGCCUCAUAGAACAAGAGGAGGGGGGUGAGGUGGCGGAGAAUGGGACACUGCUUUCAUCUGGAUGUGGCGACAUCGUUUUUGAAGAUUGCCAUGAAAAUGAAAAAGAAUACCCUGUCGAUCGCGUAGACGUCAAUCACACCUCCAUGUUCAAGUACCUGCUGUCAAUGUGGCCCCUCCUUGUUAUCAUAGCCACGCCCCUCGUCUGUCUGCCCAUAGUGCUGGCUGUGGAUGAAAAGCAUCAACAGCCGGCCAGGUGUGCCUACGUCAUAGUCAUCAUGGCUGUCUACUGGACAACCGAGGCACUGCCCAUAGCUGUGACGUCACUGGUACCUGUCGUCCUCCUGCCAGCCCUAGGGGUCAUGACGACACGGGAGACGUCAGCUGUUUACUUUAGUGACACAUCAAUGCUUUUCAUGGGCGGAUUCUUCGUGGCUUUAGCUAUUGAGCAGUGGGAUGUCCACAAGAGAAUCGCCUUGUUCGUCUUGAAGAUUGUUGGUGCCGAGCCCAAAUGCCUUCUCUUUGGCAUUUGUAUGGUCACAUGGUUCCUGUCAAUGUGGAUCUCCAACACGGCCACGACGGCCAUGAUGAUGACCAUCGUCCAGGCCUUGCUGCAGCAGAGCGAGGCUUUCCCUAGGGCUUACACGGGAACAGCUGACAAUGGCUCAGCGGACGCCGAGUUUCUGAGACUGAGCAAGGCGCUGUCCCUGACCGUGGCCUACUCGGCCAACAUUGGAGGCAUCGCCAGUCUGACGGGGACUGGACCUAACCUUGUCCUGUUUGCUGCGGCUCAGAAAGUUUUCGAAGACGUUGGUCUAGAGUCACCGGUCACAUUCAGCACCUGGUUGGUGUACGGGUUGCCACUGUCUCUGCUGCUUGUUCUAGUCAUGUUGGUCUGGAUGGUUGUCGUGUACCUGAGGUACAGAGGAGGGUGUCUGUGUUGUUGCUGUGCUCCAGAAGCCAACAAGAAAAAACUGGAGAAGGUCAACGCCAUGAUCAGAGAUGAGUACAACAACUUGGGACCUAUCACAUACCCACAAGGCACAGUAUUGACAACGUUUGUGCUGCUAGUUGUACUUUGGAUCACUCGUGACCUCGGUGGUGUGGGUGGCUGGGGGAUGUGGUUUCCACCUGGCCUGAACGACUCCACGACGUCCAUCUUGUUUGGUGUUCUCGUGUUUGUUUUACCUUCAACGUUGCCAGAUAAUUUUUCAACAAGAGGCAACUCAGCCAAGAUGACGCCCUUGCUUACAUGGGGACAUGUUCAAGACAAGAUGCCCUGGUCUCUCUACCUACUGCUGGGUGGGGGAUACGCCAUCGCCCGAGCCUCCACGGUGUCGGGUCUGUCAGCGUGGCUGGGGCAACAGUUCCUCGUGUUCCAGGCCCUCAACCUGUGGCUGGUUCUGCUCAUCGUCUGCUACGUCGUCUGUUUCGCUACAGAGUUCACCAGCAACGCUGCCAUAGCCACCCUCAUCAUGCCAGUGUUGGCACAGAUGUCCAUCAGCCUGCAAGUGAACCCUCUAUUUUUCAUGUAUCCUGCCGCCAUAGCUACGUCAUUCGCCUUCAUGUUGCCCGUGGCAACCCCACCCAACGCCAUCGUUUUCGCUAGUGGAACGCUAAGGGUCAUAGAUAUGGUGUCCAGUGGUUUGUUCCUCAACAUUAUUUGUGUGCCGAUUCUAGUUUUUGCUACAGCCACGUGGGGUAACGCCUUCUUCAAGUUUGACCAAGUGCCUGAAGAAUUUCUAAGAAACGUAACUCAAGCUUCAACAAGAUUAAACUCACCAUGA
Messenger RNA from Physella acuta, 1845 nucleotides. Its product is annotated as Na(+)/citrate cotransporter-like. Gene Ontology annotation, biological process: transmembrane transport. Gene Ontology annotation, molecular function: transmembrane transporter activity. Gene Ontology annotation, cellular component: plasma membrane. The record is from RefSeq and is a predicted model, not a curated record. NCBI's taxonomy places the organism in Eukaryota, Metazoa, Mollusca, Gastropoda, Physidae.